AUGUUCACUACAAAAGAGUACAUUCCUAAACCAUCAAAUGUUGUUAAACAUUUCCUUGGUAAGCCUGAUGAUGAGGAUAUUGAUAGUGAAUUUCACAAUGCAGAUAUUAUUCAAAUUUAUUUGAAAAUAGACAUUUGGAUUAUUGUGUUUCUGUGCCAGGAGAAUCAACUUGGUUUACACAAAGGAAAUAUUGACACAAGCUUAGAAGUAAUAGAAAUUUUAGAAUCUACAGUAAACCCUAAUUUGAAUAAUAGUGAUGAUGAAAAGAUGUGUAGUGAUGACAGGAUGGAUAAACAUACCGGAAAAGAAACCAGCGAGACUCUUGGUUUUCCAGUUGCAACUGUGGAAAGAACUAUUCAAGUUUAUGGAAAAUCUGAAGCAUCAAUAAUUGCUGCUAGUGAUAUAAAAAAAUCUGUAAAUGAAUCCACCGGUUUAAAUGUUUCAGUUACAACAAUUUAUCGAAGUUUACAUGAAAUUGGUUUAAACUCAUGA
Molecule: messenger RNA, 492 nt
Organism: Entrophospora sp. SA101
Lineage: Eukaryota; Fungi; Glomeromycota; Glomeromycetes; Entrophosporales; Entrophosporaceae
Source: the annotation of a GenBank genome assembly